AUGGGUCAUCGGAGGGAGCGCGCCGGUCACAUCACUCUCGCUGCAUACCAAACCCCAAGGAUCCGCUGCCACCUCAAUGAUACUCUUCAUAUCGGCCCUAAAAUUCAGGAUGAUCUGUUACACAUUUUAUUACGCUUUCGGAUUCAUCGUUAUGUCAUCACUGGUGACAUCGAGAAAAUGUAUCGGCAAUUUAUCGUUCGUCCAGAAGAUCGAAAAUAUCAGCGGAUCCUUUGGCGCGAUCGCGACGGGACAAUUAAAACAUUUCAACUAAACACAGUUACAUUUGGUUUAUCUGCCGCUCCCUAUCUCGCAAUCCGAAGUCUAACCCAACUGGCUCGAGAUGAAGCGCACCGAUUCCCGCUAGCGUCCGAAAUUCUUCAACGGGAUUUUUACGUUGACGAUGCCCUCACCGGGACUGCAACGAAGAAAGAAGCACUCGCGCUGCGAGAAGACAUCACGCAGCUGCUCAAAUCAGCUAGGCUCAACGUCCGACAGUGGGCGUCAAACGACCGCGAUCUGCUUCAAGGAUUAUCAGAAUUCGACGUCAACCGCAAACUACAUCUCGGUGAAUCCUCCACUUUAAAAACACUGGGAAUUGUUUGGAACUCUGCAACAGAUUUUAUACACUAUGCAGUAAAAACCACAACAUCAACACCUCAGAUCACCAAGCGUCACAUUAGCUCCGAAAUAGCAAGGAUUUAUAAUCCACUAGGACUCCUCGGACCCGUUAUUAUCAUUGCAAAACUUUUGCUACAACAGAUCUGGAUUCUGAAGGCUGAUUGGGAUGAAUCCUUGCCAAUGGAUAUUCACACGCAAUGGACCCAAUAUUACACGCAACUACCAUUAUUAAACAACGCGACAUUCAACCGGAAAACUAUCAUCAACGCAGCAUCCAAGAUACAGCUGCACGGAUUUUAUGAUGCCAGCGAAAAGGCAUACGGAGCCUGUGUUUAUUUGCGAUCCAUCGACGCUUGCAGCAACGUCCAAGUAAAUCUGUUGCUUUCGAAAUCCAAGGUUGCUCCAUUGAGAAAACAUUCACUACCACGGUUGGAACUCUGUGGAGCACUUCUUCUUGUCACACUUAUCACCAUCGUACGAACGGCACUUCACAUCGACAUUAGUAACAUCUUCCUCUGGUCCGAUUCUACUAUUGUCUUGCACUGGAUAAACACGUCACCCCAUGUCCUAAAAACUUUUGUCGCGAAUCGCGUCGCUGAAAUACAAAGGAAAAUCGAAGAUGCUCAGUGGCGCCAUGUCGGAACAUCCGAAAAUCCAGCAGAUUUAAUCUCAUGCGGCCAAUCUCCGGAAGAAUUCCUCCAGCCCUCCAUCUGGCAACACGGACCGACGUGGCUCUCAAAAGAGGAGAUCUACUGGCCUUUGUGGAUACUGACACCCAUGGAUGACAUUCCAGAGCAGAAGACAACGAUUUGUUUAGCAUCAACCUUAAUCGAUUAUAGCAUUCUGGAACGGUACUCGUCAUGGGGAAAACUCAUCCGAAUCAUCGCGUACUGUCUACGGUGGAAACAUAGACACAGAAGCGGAGGAUGUUUGACGGUCGCCGAGCGGAACUAUGCCCACAACACAAUAAUCAAAAUGCUGCAACAUCAAUAUUUCGCAAAAGACAUACAUCACUUAUCGGAUGACAAGAAACCAGAAGUUAACCGUAAACUGCGGCCUUUGAAUCCAUUCACAGAUCAAAACGGCAUUUUGCGAGUCGGCGGUCGAUUGAAACACUCGUUCAUGCCAUUUUCACAAAAACAUCCAAUUAUCCUUCCAAAGGCCCACUUGACCACGAAAAUCAUUGAACACGAACAUCGCACACAAUUGCACGCUGGCGUCCAGACCACACUCUACGCGAUUCGACGAUGCUACUGGCCUAUCGAUGGGCGCAGCCAGGUGUGGAGCGUCUUAAAGAAAUGCGUUCGUUGUUGUCGAGCGAAUCCUCCUCCCGUUGAAUACAUCAUGGGCAAUCUUCCAGCAGCUAGAAUCACCGAAUCCCGUCCCUUCACACAUGUCGGAGUCGAUUACUGCGGCCCCUUUUAUAUCAAGGAAAAAAGACAUCGUAACCGUAAGCAAAUCAAGGUUUACGUUGCGGUGUUCAUAUGCCUUGCGGUAAAAGCGGUCCAUCUGGAAUUGGUCAGUGAUAUCACGAGCGAAGCGUUUCUCGCUGCUCUUCGACGCUUCAUCUCGCGACGAGGAUUCUGCGCUCACAUAUACUCAGAUAACGACACCAACUUCACGGGAGCCAACAACGAAUUGCGGGAGCUCCAGAAAAUGCUGAGGGCAGAGGAACAUCAACAGAGUCUAACUGAAUUUCUAACGGAAAGAUCCAUCCAAUGGCACUUCAUUCCCCCCCAAACUCCCCAUUUUGGAGGGCUUUGGGAGGCCGCAGUAAAAUCAUUUAAAUACCACCUCAAACGCGUCGCGAACACCGUCACCUUUGCAUUCGAGGAUUUAUACACUCUGAUUACAGAAAUAGAAGCGAUCCUUAACUCCAGACCACUUACUCCCAUCUCCGCGGAUUCCAAUGAUCUUCUUGUCUUAACCCCAGGCCAUUUCCUGAUUGGCGAUUCUUUGACGAGUCUACCUGAGUUUGAUUUCAGAGAAGUUCCAACCAACAGCCUUUCGAACUGGCAGCACAUUCAAAAACUUAAACAACACUUCUGGACUCGCUGGCAUCGCGAGUAUUUGAACGAACUGACCAAUCGCAGCAAAUGGACCAGUGGCGGCCACAAAAUCAAGGAAGGCUCAAUAGUCCUACUCAGAGAGGACCACGUGCCAUCGAUGCACUGGCCCCUCGGACGAGUUGUCCGAACGCAUCCAGGGCCUGAUGGCAUUGUGCGGACCGUGACAAUGAAAACUGCCACGAAGGAGCUCGACCGUAACGUGAAACGACUCGUACCUCUUCCCUGCCAGUCAGAGGGAAGAGAUCCGACUUCACCAGCAUCCAUGGACCAACCAGCAUCCACAGGUCAACCAGCAUCCAGCGAUGAACCAAUACCUGGGGAUCUACCAACAUUCACGGCCAUAUCAGCUGCCAAGGACCAGCCGAUAGCCAGACACUAA
Molecule: messenger RNA, 3066 nt
Organism: Habropoda laboriosa
Lineage: Eukaryota; Metazoa; Arthropoda; Insecta; Hymenoptera; Apidae
Exons: 1
Coding region: 1-3066 (1021 amino acids)
Biological process (GO): DNA integration
Molecular function (GO): nucleic acid binding
Source: RefSeq, a predicted model, not a curated record